CACCCGCCAGAAAGCUUAAGCAGCAGCAGAAGAAGGCACAAAUAUGUGAAAAGGCAUUCAAAGCUUUAUUAAAUUAGGGGCUGGUGGUAUUUUGUUUACAGUGCAAAGGCUUUUAAUAUUUUUUAUAAAACGUUUUAGAAAGCUAUGUCUUGUAGAAGAGGAGCUUUAAUCGUGUUGGAAGGAGUGGACAAAGCCGGAAAGACUACCCAGUGUCAGAAGCUUGUCCACGCUUUGAAGAAAAGCGGGAGAGCUGCUGAAAUGAUCAGAUUUCCUGACCGAACAACACAGAUUGGGCAGCUGAUCAGCUCAUACCUGGAGAAAAGGAAUAACCUGGAGGACCACACCGUACACCUGCUCUUUGCUGCAAACCGUUGGGAGUUGGUGCCUCAAAUGAAGAAGCUGCUGGAGCAGGGAGUCACCCUGGUGGUGGAUCGCUAUGCUUUUUCUGGAGUGGCUUUCACCAGUGCCAAACAGGGCUUCUCUCUGGAGUGGUGUAUGCAGCCUGAGGUGGGUCUGCCAAAGCCGGACCUUGUGAUAUUCCUGCAGCUAAGCCCCAGCGUAGCAGCUGAACGUGGAGAGUUUGGAAUGGAGCGAUACGAGACCGGCACUUUUCAGAGUAUAGUGCAGCAGAGGUUCGAACAACUUAUGAAGGACCCAUCCAUAAACUGGAAGGUGAUUGAUGCAGCCAGAAGCAUAGAAGCAGUACACAGUGAUCUUAAAGUGCUGUGUGAGAACACAAUCAAUGCAUCUGAGAAUCUGCCAAUUGGAGAGCUCUGGAAAUGAACAGUAAGGAGAACUUCUGAGUAAAAAGGGUGUUGUAGGGCCACUGCAUGCACACUCACUGUCGACUUUAUUAGGAACACCUGUGCAUACAAGGCUUUUGGGUUUGUUUCCCACCCCCACCAUUCAUUCUGUGUAAAAAUUCCAUGAGAUCAGCAGUUUCUGCAGUCCAAACCAGCCCAUCUGGCACCAACAACUGUCAUGAUCAGAGUCACAGAUCACACUUCAUUCUGACAUGACCAUUAAUUGAAGCUCUUGACCUGUAUUGACUUUUUUUUUUUUUUUUGCUGCCCCGGAUAACUGCAUGAAUAUUAGGAAGACCUGUACAAAGUGGAUGGUGAUUGUGUAUCUUUAUUCAUUUUGAUUAAAUAAAUACUCUUAAAAUAAA
This is a messenger RNA of Neoarius graeffei (lesser salmon catfish), 1168 nucleotides long. RefSeq names its product deoxythymidylate kinase (thymidylate kinase) (gene dtymk). Gene Ontology annotation, biological process: dTDP biosynthetic process; dUDP biosynthetic process; dTTP biosynthetic process. NCBI's taxonomy places the organism in Eukaryota, Metazoa, Chordata, Actinopteri, Siluriformes, Ariidae. Gene Ontology annotation, cellular component: cytoplasm; mitochondrion; cytosol. The coding region runs from base 145 to 783 and encodes 212 amino acids. The record is from RefSeq and is a predicted model, not a curated record. Gene Ontology annotation, molecular function: ATP binding; dTMP kinase activity. The transcript has 5 exons.